Molecule: messenger RNA, 909 nt
Organism: Fusarium coffeatum
Lineage: Eukaryota; Fungi; Ascomycota; Sordariomycetes; Hypocreales; Nectriaceae
Exons: 1
Coding region: 1-909 (302 amino acids)
Source: RefSeq, a predicted model, not a curated record
AUGGCAUCUCCUUCACUCCCCGAUAGUUACGCCGCCCUUGACCUCCCAGCCCUCCAGCUCUUCCACCAUCCCCCCUCCUCCAAAGAAGUCACACAUGUCAUAGUCAUCAAGCUUCAUCGUCCUGAAGCCCGCAAUGCCUUCACAGACACCAUGGCCGCUUCUCUUGCCCACGCGCUCAACACCCUCUCUGUUGAUCCUCGCGUUCGCGCCAUAGUUCUUACCUCUUCAGACCCCAAGAACCGCAUGUACUGCGCAGGCAUGGACUUCAACGAGGAGCACGCCCUGGGUAAAGACGCUGCAGACCAUCGCGACUCGGGCGGCAUCGUCACUCUGCCCAUGUAUCGCUGCAACAAGCCCGUUAUCGUAGCCAUAAACGGCUCGGCUGUCGGCGUGGGUAUCACCAUGACUCUGGGCGCCAACAUCCGCGUUGUGAGCCGCGAUGCCCAGAUUGGAUUUGUGUUUGGUCGCCGUGGUUUCAGCAUGGAGGCUUGCAGCAGUUUCUUCCUCCCGCGCCUGAUAGGGACCAGCCGCGCUCUGCAUCUCACCACAACGGGCAGCGUCUACCCAGCCACGCACCGGCUUUUCGACGGGCUCUUCAGCGAGAUCGUCGCCCCUGAUGAGGUUUUACCUACAGCGCUCAAGAUCGCCGAUGAGAUUGCGACUAAUGUAAGCGGCGUUUCUACGCGGGUGAUGAAAGACAUGAUCUACCGCGGCGCAUCGUCGCCUGAGGAGGCGCAUCUUCUUGAGAGUAAGAUCUUUUGGGAUUUGUUUACUGGUAAGGAUGCUAAGGAAGGAAUGAAGAGUUUCCUGGAGAAGAGGAAGCCAGACUUUACUGGGACUAUGGAUAAGAAUGCGCCCCAGAUCUACCCAUGGUGGACGCCAGUUGAUAUUGCCAGACCCAAGUUGUAG